AUGGCUGGCCGAAGUUGUCAUACAUCAGAUCCGCCCAUUUAUAUUUUAUGUGGAGAAAUUUUAUUGUAUUGUGAUAAUUUGCAUGGGCGAUGGCAUUUUCACGAGAUACGCGCUAUUUUCUUGCGUCGUUAUUUACUCAAAAAUAUUGCACUGGAACUGUUCCUUGCUUCAAGAACCGCCAUUAUGUUCGCAUUUACCGAUGAAAGUACAGUACGAAAAGUAGUGGACUGUUUGCCACGGGUUGGUGUCGGUGCUAAAUAUGGUUUACCACAAAGUCGCAAAACAAGUCUGAUGACUCCGCGGCAACUUUUCAAGCAUUCUGAUAUGCCGCAGAAAUGGCAGCGACGGGAAAUUUCAAAUUUUGAUUACUUGAUGUUCUUGAACACUGUUGCUGGUCGAAGCUACAAUGAUUUGAAUCAGUACCCUAUUUUCCCGUGGGUUUUGGCAAAUUACACAUCACCGACGUUGGAUCUCAACAUUGCAUCCAACUUUCGAGAUUUAUCGAAGAUAUUCUACAUGACAGCUGCUAUCCGUCAACGUACACGAUAUGCGACUGUAAAGCCAAUUGGGGCAUUGAGCGAGAAUCGGCGUAAAUUCUUCCAGGAUCGCUACAGCUCAUGGGAGCACGAGACUAUCCCUCCUUUUCAUUAUGGAACACAUUAUUCAACGCAAGCAUUUACUCUCAACUGGUUGCUCAGAGUUGAGCCGUAUACGACAAUAUUUUUGCACAUGCAAAGUGGUAAAUUCGAUCAUUCGAACCGUCUAUUUCAUAACAUAGCUGAGGCCUGGGAAAGCUGUCAGCGUGACUCACACGAUGUCAAGGAAUUAAUACCGGAACUCUAUUAUAUGCCAGAAAUGUUACUAAAUACGAAUGGAUAUGACUUAGGGAAACGUGAUGACGGAUCUGCUGUUGGUGACAUUGUUUUACCACCAUGGGCAAAAAGCGCCGAGCAUUUUAUUGUGUUGCAUCGACAAGCGCUUGAGUCAGAUCUUGUCUCAUGCCAAAUAAAUCAGUGGAUUGAUCUUAUUUUUGGUUACAAACAAAAAGGGCCUGAGGCGGUUCGUGCUACAAAUGUCUUUUACUACCUGACGUAUGAAGGAGCAUUGGAUUUAAAUUCGGUUGAUAAUGCAGCCAUGCGUGAAGGUCUCGAGCAACAGAUGAUAUCUUUUGGGCAAACUCCCGCUCAGCUCAUGACCGAACCUCAUCCACCUCGUCAUUCCAUCAUGACUAUCAGUCCGAUGAUGUUCCAGUCUUGCCGUGAUGAUUUAUGCAUGUUGAUGAAGUUUAUAUCUAACAGUUCAGUAGUUCACAUUAGUGCGAACACAUUUGCGCAAUUGUCACAUCCUACCGUUGUUUCGAUAACAAAUAAUUUGAUCUUCGCAUUAAAUCGUUGGAAUUCAAAUUACACAGGACCAUCAGCUCCUUCCAUUUCUAAUACUAUCGGCAAUCAGAAUAACGAAAAUAACCUGGAUUCGAUGGGUAAUGCGAUUGCAAAUCUCCCUCUAACAGUUGAUCCACUUUUGGCUGCAGCUACAUACAGUGAUAACACUGAUGCUAUGUGUCAAGCUUACGCUAUGCUGAAAAGAGUUGAAGUCAUUAUUACAGGUAAUCCAUCCCAACCACUGCCUCGUCGACACUUAGGGGAACCAUUCGAUCAACGCUUAAAAAUUCGUUGGAACAAUUUUGUAACAACUAUUGAAAGUCGUUCAAUAAUAGCAUGCGGUUAUCCGGACUACAGCUUUCGUGUUAUUGAUACAGACACCGCAAAAGUGCGACAGGUAAUUUAUGGGCAUUGUGACGUAGUUACGUGUCUAGCACGUUCUGAAUCUAACCUAUUUGCUGAUUGCUAUAUUGCUUCUGGUAGUUUGGAUUGUACGGUGGUACUAUGGCACUGGAAUGCGCAAACACAAUCGAUUGCUGGAGAAUACAACGUUAUAGGAGAAGCAGCGUCACCUCGUGCAAUACUGACUGGUCAUGAAACUGUCGUUACGAUGAUUUGUGUAUCAGCUGAACAUGGUAUUGUCAUUUCUGCAUCCCAAGAUGGAACCGUUCUCAUCCAUACUACGAUGGGUGAUUUAUUAAGACGAUUGGAAUCUGAAAAUUUCCAUAGCUUUCCUGAUAAAGAAGUGAAUUUGUUGUUAGUGUCACGAGAGUGUAUACUGUUGGUGCUGCAUGGACGUGACAAUUUAGUUACCUUUACUACGAGUGGACGAGAAUUAAGUUGUUUGAGACUUCCUGAAAGGAUUUUAUGUGGAGCAUUAUCACGUGACGGAGAAUACGUUGUUAUUGGAACGAAAGAUGGCCGUGUUGCGGUCCUACGACUUUUCCCCAUGCAGCUGUUGUAUACUUUCCAGCAAACAGACAGCGCAGUUCGGAGUAUAGCUCUAUCUUCUAAUCAGCGGUUUGUACUAGCAGGACUUGACUCCGGCGCUAUUAUUGUUUUCAAUAUCGACUUCAAUAAAUGGCAUUAUGAGUAUCGCCACCGUUAUUCAGUAUGA
Acanthocheilonema viteae is the source of this 2499-nucleotide messenger RNA. NCBI's taxonomy places the organism in Eukaryota, Metazoa, Nematoda, Chromadorea, Rhabditida, Onchocercidae. The record is from the annotation of a GenBank genome assembly.